AUGAGUGUUGAAGAUGUUCUAGCUUCCCAAGACGAGUUGUUUCCCAAGGCUAUUGUAGUCCCAAACCCUAUAUUUGUCAUGGGGGAAGCUCUUGUUAGCAAUGAGAGGUUACAAGAACUGCCAACACAUAUGUGUUACUUGCAUGCAUUGUACCCGUCUGCCGCAAAGAAUGGGAGAAUAACGAUCGUGCUCCGUGUCCCAGAGGAGUACUACGCCGGCCGACAGGAAGAGAUCCAUGUCGAGAUCGAUGAACUCUUCCAGAUGUACAAUUUGGAAGGCCUCAACAAAUCUCUCAUGCGUUGCUAUUGUCUACUGAAGAUCCUGGUCUGGAAAAGAAAGGGCAUCGUAAAUGUCGGGUUAAUUGACCCAGAUAAAGUACAUAUACAUACGCUAACUAAUAUGCCCAAGGAGACGGAGGGAAACCUUCUAAGCUUCCACUGGAUUCUUCUAGAUAUUCAAAUUGAUAAUGGAAGAGUUGAUGUCUACGACCCAUUAACGAGAAACUUGGAAGGCUUCCAAAGCAUGCAAGACAUGAUCCAAAGGGUUUGGAAGCGGUUCAAGUCCGAGACUGCCGGUAUCUCUCAUGAGAAGCUAACGUUUUGGAGUGUUCCGUGCGACCAACAGCCACCGGGGACACAUCUGUGUGGAUACUUUGUUUGCGAGUUCAUUCGCACAUUUACCUCUGAGCACAAAGAUUUAAGAUACAACGAGAGCCUAAAGAGUGUGCUGGCGUUGCUCCAUCAACACCCCAAAAACAUCCGGGGCAUGAUGACCACUGUUGAUCACCUCAAGCGCCUCUGUAUCGACCACUAUUUCCAGGACGAGAUCAACAACCUCGUGGACUCAUGGGCGGAUCUCAACCAUAGCGAUGAUCUGUUCGAUGCAACCCUUUCGUUGAGGCUGAUGAGAGAGGCUGGAUGCUGUGUUUCAGUAGAUGAGGUUCUUCAGAAGUUCACAAACAGUAAUGGCGAUUUCAACCUAGGUCAUAGCAAAGACAUCAGAGGUUUGCUAAGCUUGCACGAUUUGUCACACCUAAACAUGGGAGAGGCUUCACUCCACAAGGCAAAAGAGUUCUCAUGCAAGCACCUUAUAUUCGCAAUUGACUAUUUGGAGCCAAACCUUGCAACAUAUGUAAGGAAAUCCUUGGAGCAUCCCUACCAUGUGAGCUUGAUGCAGUACAAGGCAAGACACCACUUGAGCUACCUCCAGAGCUUGCCCACUAGGAACAUUGCAAUGGAGAAGUUGGCACUUGCGGAGUUUCAAAUUAACAAGGCGCAACAUCAGAGCGAAAUGCAAGAGUUUAAGAGGUGGUGGAUGGAUCUGGGAUUAUCUCAGGAAAUACCGGCUGCAAGGGACCAGGUUCUGAAAUGGUACAUGUGGCCCAUGACUGUCAUCGAGGGGUUCUCCUUCUCUAGAUAUCGGAUUGGGAUCACAAAGAUCAUCUCACUCAUCUACAUUAUCGAUGACAUCUUCGAUCUCGUUGCCACACAAGAGGAACUCUCCCACUUUAAUGGAGCAAUCAAAAUGUGGGAUCCUGAAGCUUGUAAUUCACUCCCUAGAUACAUGAUAGCAUGCUACAAGGCUCUUUAUACCGUCACAAAUGAUAUAGCCGACAUGGUCAAAAACGAGCAUGGAGUGAACUCCAUCAAUCAUCUCAAGAAAGCUUGGGCAACUUUAUUUGACGGAUUCAUGAUUGAGGGGGAGUGGCUAUCAGCUAAUCAGGCCCCUACAUCACAGGACUACCUAAGAAACGGUGUUAUCACUUCAGGAGCACCACUCGUGUUUCUCCAUAUUUUCUUUCUGCUAGGGCAUGAUAUAACAGAGGAUGACAGUGACCACAUCCCCCGAGUCGUCUACUGCCCUGCAAAGAUCAUGAGACUCAUGGAUGACUUGGGUAGUGCAGAGGAUGAAGCACAAGAAGGACUUGACGGAUCAUACAAGGAUUUGUACUUAAAAGAGAACCCGCGUGGAGAUGCAGAGCAGCACAUGCUACAAAUUAUCGAGGGUGAGUGGGAGGAGCUUAAUAGAGAAUGCUUCUCCAAGACGAAUUCAUCACUGUCGCCUAGCUUCAUCGGUGCAUCGCUCAACUUUGCGAGAAUGGUCAGUGUUAUGUAUGCCUACAACAGCGAGAAGAGGCUCCCCGUCCUUGAGGAUUACACCAGGAUGUUCCUCCUGUGA
Lolium rigidum is the source of this 2178-nucleotide messenger RNA. RefSeq names its product S-(+)-linalool synthase, chloroplastic-like. NCBI's taxonomy places the organism in Eukaryota, Viridiplantae, Streptophyta, Magnoliopsida, Poales, Poaceae. Bases 1 to 2178 code for a protein of 725 amino acids. Gene Ontology annotation, molecular function: cysteine-type peptidase activity; terpene synthase activity; magnesium ion binding. The record is from RefSeq and is a predicted model, not a curated record. Gene Ontology annotation, biological process: proteolysis. The transcript is spliced from 11 exons.